GGGUCGCGGCGGCGGCGGCGGCGGCGGCGGGGACGGGGACGGGGAUGGCUUUCGAGGCGCUGGCGGAGGCGGCGGAGCGGUGGUGCGCCCGCACGCCCUUCCAGCUCAUCGCCGCCGAGGAGACGGAGCGGCGCAUGGACUUCUACGCCGAGCCCGGCGUCUCCUUCUACGUGCUCUGCCCGGAGGCCGCCUGCGGCGACAAUUUCCACGUGUGGAGCGAAAGUGAGGACUGCUUACCUUUUCUGCAGCUCGCACAGGAUUACAUCUCCUCCUGCGGGAAAAAGACACUCCAUGAAAUAUUGGAAAAAGUCUUCAAAUCCUUCAGACCCUUACUUGGGCUUCCAGAUGUUGAUGAUGAUGCAUUUGAAGAAUAUAACGCAGAUGUGGAAGAAGAGGAACCGGAAGCCGAUCACCAACAGAUGGGUGUCAGUCAGCAGUGAUUUUCUGAGAAGCUAAAAAAUUCGGAAGCCUUUGGUACCAGACUGCAAGUGCUGGACGGCCAGGGGGCCCUUCUGCAGCGCUCACCCCUGCAAAAUUCCCACUGAAGCCAGCAAGAUUUUGUUCAAACAGGAACCUGCAGGACUGAGUGUUCCAGGGGAUGCGUGAGGCUUGGUCCUGCGGAGAGCUGAGCACUGUUCUCCUCUCUCACUUUGCUGGGAGCCAAAUGUGUUGAGCCCUGCUGCUGAACUGAAGCAUGACCAGGCAGCACUGAGAAUAAACUGGAAUUUUAUACAUAGAAAAUUUAAUUUACAUGUGUAUUAAAUAUGAAUGAGCAUUAAUAUAGAGUGUAUUUUAUCAAAAAAUAUUGAUUGCUUACUUUGACCAAAUACAUUUCCAUAUUACCGUG
This is a messenger RNA of Phalacrocorax carbo (great cormorant), 847 nucleotides long. Lineage: Eukaryota; Metazoa; Chordata; Aves; Suliformes; Phalacrocoracidae. The record is from RefSeq and is a predicted model, not a curated record.